AUGAUGAUGGCUCUGCGAUGCCGCCACUUGCUUUUUUGCUCUUUAAACAGGCCAACACUCGUUCAGUGUGGACAAAGUGGUCAAACUAGUGCACAACAACUGAAUAUCUCACAAGUACCAGCCGCAGGGCACCCAUUCAUGGAGUCGCUAUUCGCCUACACUGCCGGUCGAUGGCUACAUCUUGACCGUCAACAGCGCGAAGCACGAUAUCUCCAGUUCAACUUCCAACGCCUAUGUGAGAAGGUACUUUCUCUCUGCCCUUCCGCUACAUCGAUUGAGAGCUGCCAGAAGCUCGAGGGCGGCUUUAGCAGAGCAUUUGUUAUCACAGCCAAUGACGGCAGGCGUGUGGUUGCAAAAUUUCCAACAUCCGUUGCUGGCCCGGCCACACACGUCACAAACUCAGAAGUUGCAACAAUUAGUUAUUUGCAACAAAAAACCAAAAUACCAAUUCCAGCCAUUUUAGACUGGAGCGAUGACCCAACCAACCCCAUUGGUUCGGCAUACAUUAUCAUGGAACAUGCAGGUGGCAUUUCUUUGCAGCACAUGUGGCCCAACAUGUCAUUUUCCCAGAAAAUGAACUGUAUUAGGUCAAUCUCCACGAGUAUAAUGGAGAUGUCCGGUCUUGAUUUUCCAGCAUAUGGCAGCCUUUAUUUUGCUGAUGCAGCAUUACUUGAUUCUGAUUCCAAGCAAGAGCUCUCUGAUCCGAAGUACUGCAUUGGCCCGCUCUGCAGACCCACAUACUGGGAUUGUAAUGUUGGGGAGCCGAGAUAUUUUGCAUUCAAGGGGCCAAACAGGGGACCAUGGCGUGACCUAUCCUCAUACUCCUCAGCUUUAAUCGAUGCUGGUCUUGCAAGGCUGCCUCUAGCCGACAAUCCCAUUACACGUCCACGACCAUCUUACCAAGGCUCUGUGGACAAACAUCUUGAACUUUUGAAUUUGGGUCGCAGUGUAUUCCUGAAGCUGAUACAGCAUCCCCAAAUACAAUCCAAUGCUGCUCCAACUAUUUUUCACCCUGACCUCCACAGAAGAAACAUCUUUGUCUCUGAGAAUGAUCCCACUGUUGUGACCGCGAUUAUUGAUUGGCAAUCGACAUGUGUUGAGCCGGCAUUCUAUUAUGCGGACGAUGUGCCCGAUUUUGCGAAGCCUUUCUUGGAGAAGACAUCAGAAUCAGAGGCUGCCACUGAGGACAAUCUUUGCGCUCAGGCUUUUGAAGCGGGGUUAGGCCUUCUAGCUCCGCGGCUAGCGGCAACAAGAAAGAUUGACGAGACUCUUCUUCGGCCGUUCCGCUAUUGUCAUAGGACAUGGAAAGAUGGUUUUGUACCAUUCACGCAUGAAUUGAUACAGCUGAGGGAUCGUUGGCAAGUCCUUGGCUUUAAAGAUGACUGUCCUAUUCCAGCCUUAGGCCCAGAUGAGUUGCGUGUUUAUCAGGAACAACUCGAGAUAUAUGACAAAAUGUUGUCUCUCAGGCAGGAUAUCGUCGAGAUCUUAGGAGUUGAGCAGGAUGGCUGGGUCCCUGCAGACCGCUGGCAAGACGUAAGGGCGGCUCAUCAGCAAGUGUAUGCGAGUGUUAUGGGUGCCAUGGAGAGCGAAAAGGACUAUGAGGAUAUGAAGAUGAUGUGGCCGUUCGAUGGUGUUCAACAAUCCGCCACUUAGAUGGGGAAAAGAGAGAAAAAAGCGUGUUAUGUACAAAUGAUUAAGGAACGUUGAGCUCCGUCCUCAUGAUAUUGCGCUAAGGAUAGCGAAGAUAAAAGGUGGGGCGAAAGAAGACCUUUUCGUCUCUGGUCUCUCGUCUCGGGGCCUGGCAUUAGCACCAGGCUUUCGUCAUUAGAGGGCUUCCAUGUAUGUUUGCUGUGAAGAAUAUGAGCAGGUCUCGGUCUGCUGUUUCCUCCACUGCAUGCAGGAGCUCGUGGCCGCAUUCCAGGCAUCUCCAGGGUAUGUUGCAACUCGAAUUGAUCGAGUGCGCGGCUUUCUAAAAAGAUGCACAGACAGAUGUUGAAUAGUGCACCGUCAAGCCCAAGUUGCUGAGUGCCUUCAUGAAAUGCACACCAUCGGGAUGGUAAAGCCUGGGCCGGUCGGUGGUUUGGCAGGUCUCGCGACAGGUGCCAAUGGAACCUGUUGUUGUCGCC
Messenger RNA from Coccidioides immitis RS, 2126 nucleotides. RefSeq lists its product as uncharacterized. The record is from RefSeq and is a predicted model, not a curated record. Gene Ontology annotation, cellular component: mitochondrion. The coding region runs from base 1 to 1653 and encodes 550 amino acids. Lineage: Eukaryota; Fungi; Ascomycota; Eurotiomycetes; Onygenales; Onygenaceae. The transcript has 4 exons.